Trichosurus vulpecula (common brushtail) is the source of this 2158-nucleotide messenger RNA. Its product is annotated as cyclin-dependent kinase 3-like. Bases 144 to 1466 code for a protein of 440 amino acids. Gene Ontology annotation, biological process: regulation of gene expression; G1/S transition of mitotic cell cycle; signal transduction. Gene Ontology annotation, cellular component: CST complex; nucleus; cytoplasm. NCBI's taxonomy places the organism in Eukaryota, Metazoa, Chordata, Mammalia, Diprotodontia, Phalangeridae. The transcript is spliced from 11 exons. The record is from RefSeq and is a predicted model, not a curated record. Gene Ontology annotation, molecular function: cyclin-dependent protein serine/threonine kinase activity; cyclin binding; single-stranded DNA binding.
CUGUCUCUGACGGCCUUGCUCCCGUCACGUGAUGUACUCUUGUUCACGUGGGGGGAAGAUCUCUCUUUUCUCUCCUCCCACACAUCGUCUACCCCCACCGCGGAACGCUACGACUGUGGGAACCUUGGGACAGGAGCUAAAGGAUGCUCCCCAGAGCUGGGAUCUAUUACUUUCCUUGGGAGAUCAGUUCUGGUAUAGUCCCAGAAGGAGAAACUGUGAGAACAUUUGGCAGGUUCCAUUGUUAUGACAUGGUUCGGUCCAGAGUUACUUUAGUUGCUCAGCGUGAAUCGGUACAGCAUCAGGUCUACAUCUGCACCAAGUUGGUGGAGCCAUUCCAAGCCCAGCCAGGGUCCCUGUAUAUGGUACUGGGGGAAUAUGAACGGAGUGAUGAUAAGGUUUCCAUGGUAAAGGCUCGUGUGCUGACUUGUGUGGAAGGGAUAAACCUGCCUUUGUUAGAACAAGCCAUCCAGAAGCAGAGGAAGUAUCACCAGGAGAGGGAACAUCAGCAAGAGAAGGGCAGCCAAGAGCAUGGCAGCUGCGCAGGCGGCAUGGAUGUGUUCCAGAAGGUGGAGAAGAUCGGGGAGGGCACCUACGGGGUGGUGUACAAGGCCAGGAACAAGCAGACGGGCCAGCUGGUGGCCCUGAAGAAGAUCCGCCUGGACUCGGAGACUGAAGGGGUCCCAAGCACCGCCAUUCGGGAGAUCUCCCUUCUCAAAGAGCUCAAGCACCCCAAUAUCGUCAGGCUACUAGAUGUGGUACAUAGUGAGAAGAAGCUGUACCUGGUGUUUGAGUUCCUCAGCCAGGACCUGAAGAAAUACAUGGACUCAGCUGCGGACGCAGAACUCCCUCUGCACCUGGUCAAGAGCUACCUCUUCCAGCUGCUCCAGGGGGUAAACUUCUGUCAUUCUCAUCGAGUCAUCCACCGCGAUCUGAAGCCCCAGAACCUUCUCAUCAAUGAGUUGGGUGCCAUCAAGCUGGCUGAUUUUGGGCUGGCCCGGGCCUUUGGCGUGCCCCUGCGUACCUACACCCACGAGGUGGUAACCCUCUGGUAUCGUGCCCCUGAGAUCCUCCUGGGCUGCAAGUUCUAUUCAACGGCCGUGGAUGUCUGGAGCAUUGGUUGCAUCUUUGCAGAGAUGGUGACACGCAGGGCCCUGUUUCCUGGUGAUUCUGAAAUUGACCAGCUGUUUCGAAUUUUUCGGACCUUGGGCACGCCCAGUGAGGCCAUGUGGCCAGGGGUCACCCAGCUACCAGAUUAUAAGGGCAGUUUCCCCAAGUGGACCAGGAAGUCGAUAGAGGAGAUUGUGCCUAGCCUUGACCCAGAGGGCAAAGACCUGCUCAUGCAGCUGCUGCAGUAUGACCCAAACAGACGCAUCUCAGCCAAGGCAGCUCUAACACAUCACUAUUUCUCCACCUGCAAGUCAUGCUCAGCCCCACGCCAGUGCAUGUUGGAGCAUUUUUGCCGGUGAAGGGGAUGGGCGUCCAGCUUCUCCCCUCUUCCCCCUCCUUCUCAGGCCCCAUACCCAAAGUCCCUUCUGCAGCUGCAGCUCUAGCCGUCUUUCCCUAAUGCUGGGGGGAGGAAUUAGAGGCGAGGUGGGCUUUGUGUCUAGGUUCAGCUGUGGCUGGGGACCAUGAGGGGCUAGGUUUGGACCAGUCCCCCUACCAGGUUAGUGAGAGUUCCCAUGUUCUUUGUUGGGUUUCACAGUGUCACUUCAGAGUGGAGGGCACAGCUGCCUUGUAAGGGAGAGGGAGAGGUGAGAGAGCAGCUCCCUUGUACCCAGGAGCACUGGAGGGGGUGCUCAGAGAAAGAGGGCCAAUUUUUUUUGUCCACUUUGCUCUGCUCCUCAGGAAUUGAACUCUUGAUAUCAUUGACCUAGUCCAAACUUUACCUUCAGGUCAAGAAUUCCAAGGUGGAGGGGACUCUGCUCCUGUACCCCACAUCCAGCCCCCCUACUGCUCUUUUGAGGUUUAAGCUGUUUAGGAAAGAGUUUAAUUCCUUUUAGAAGAGUUAGACGAGAGGGAAAUUUUUCCAUACAUGGUGAGUGGCAAGUAUGAAUUGGGUGAAUUGGGCAUGUUUUCAGCAGUUAACUGUUUACUUAUGAUGUAAUUGCGUUCAUUUGGUCUUGGAUUUAAGAAUAAGAAAUAAAAAUGACAUUUCUGA